Molecule: messenger RNA, 867 nt
Organism: Plasmopara halstedii
Lineage: Eukaryota; Oomycota; Peronosporomycetes; Peronosporales; Peronosporaceae
Product: FOG: TPR repeat
Exons: 1
Coding region: 1-867 (288 amino acids)
Biological process (GO): receptor-mediated virion attachment to host cell
Cellular component (GO): cell outer membrane
Molecular function (GO): protein binding
Source: RefSeq, a predicted model, not a curated record
AUGAGCAAGAACAAGCGAAAAAAGCGGUCGAAGCGUGCAGUUCCAUCGUCAACUGCUUCGUUGCCAGAAGGAAAUUCUAGCUCUAACGUAGACAACAAAAAACAGAGGACAGAGAAGGCGAUUGGUAAAGCUGAGACUGAAGUCAAGAUUGAUACUCUUAGCUUCCACGAUGCGUUUACGACAGGUUUGGCAUUUGAACAGCUCCAGUCGCUUGACGGGGCGCUAGCAGCUUUUCAAAGAGCAGUCGAAUGUGAUCCAAAUCAUUUUGACGCACUUAUACAUCUGGCGGACGUCCAUUCAGCCAUUGGACAGCACGAUGCGGCGCUUGAGCGCUACAAGCAGGCCAGCAAGCUGAAAGACGGCAAGGAAGUUGCGUCUCUCUGGUUUCGAUUGGGUGUGACAUAUUCAGCUAUGAUGCAGCAAACAAAGGCGACAUUUACCUACAAGAAGGCAUUGGAGCUUUAUGAAAAGAAAUUAAAAUUACAGGACACAAAGGAGACGUUUCUUGUUCAGCUGAAAAAGGAUCACAGUGUCACGCUGGCGGCUCUUGCUGAGUCAUUUGGUGAGCUUGGAGAUCUUGAUUCUGCAGUUAAGGUGUAUGAAGACGCUGUGUUGAAGCACCCAAACGAUGCAAAUAUGCAUUACAAUCUGGCAAACAUGCGUCUAGCAAGAAGUGAAAACACAGGCAAUACUUCCUUUGAUACCGAAGUGAUGAAAUGCUUGGAACGAGCUUUACAGCUUUGUCCUGAGACGCUUGAGUUUGUGAAAGAUCUAGCUGAAUAUCUGGAGGCACAUGAUCAACAGCCAGAUCGAGUGUGCGAACUUAAAAGAAUAGCGAAAGAUCUUUCUAGUCUCGAUUUAGAGUAA